Xiphophorus hellerii (green swordtail) is the source of this 2777-nucleotide messenger RNA. Its product is annotated as C-type mannose receptor 2-like. The transcript is spliced from 6 exons. The record is from RefSeq and is a predicted model, not a curated record. Lineage: Eukaryota; Metazoa; Chordata; Actinopteri; Cyprinodontiformes; Poeciliidae. The coding region runs from base 266 to 1387 and encodes 373 amino acids.
AUUAAGACAACAUAACCACUGCUGCAGACUUCAAUCUGGAGAGACUCAGACGGAGAAAAGACGAGGGGGUGGUGUUGGGUUGAGCUCGGCUGGAGAGCGAAGGACGCCAUGGAUGGAGGUCAUUAUCAACUGGGACUUGGACGGUGAUUGGACGUGACGUGGCUUGGUCCAGCGUUGAUUGGCCGACGUCUGUAGGCGGGUCGCUUCAAUUAGCAGAGGCAAAUCUGUGAAAAGACAACAUCAGAUACAACGUCUAACAGCAAAUAUGAAGUGGAAUCUGCUUCUGCUCAUUUGGAUGAGUCAAUGUUAUGCAAUGAUUUGUCAGCUCUAUCAGUAUCACUACAUUAAUGAGAAUAAAACCUGGACUGAAGCUCAGCAGUACUGCAGAGAGAAUCACGCUGACCUGGCCACAGUGACUAACAUGAAGGACAUGAAGAGACUCAUCAACAUCUCAGCUGGAGAUCAGAGUGAAGCUUGGAUUGGUCUGAAUGAUCAAACAAAUGGUAUCAGAACAUGGUUCUGGUCUCUACCUGGAGUGGAGUUCAAUGAAAGUGAGACAAACUGGAGCCCAGGAGAACCAAAUGAUUAUAGAGGGAUGCAGAACUGUGGAAUCCUAUGGAAUUACCUGAAGUGGGACGACAUAUCCUGUAAUGAAAAUCUUUAUUUUCUCUGCUAUAACGACAGUAAUUCGUCAAAGAAAUUCCACUUGAUUCGAGAAAAUAAAAACUGGACAGAAGCUCAGAGUUACUGCAGAGAGAAUCACACAGACCUGAUCAGUGGAACGAAGCAACUACAGGAUGAAGAAGUGAAGAAAGAAACCAGCUCUGUGGGAAGAUAUACAUAUAUUUUUACCGGUCUGUUCAGAGACACCUGGAGGUGGUCAGAUGGAAGCAGUUUCUCUUUCAGACACUGGAAUCUGAAGUUUGAUAAUCAGAGAAUCAACAGUGGUCAAUGUGCCAUGACUGUGUUUGAUGAUGGAGGCAGAUGGAAGAAUGAGAACUGCACUGAAAGAAAACCCUUCAUCUGUUAUGAUGAUAAAGUGAUCCUGAUCAAAGAAAAUAAAACCUGGAAGGACGCCUUGACCUACUGCAGAGAUCCCCACCAUUAUGAUGACCUGGUCACCAUCACCAACAUGGAUGAUCAGAGAUGGAUCCAGGAGAAAACCAAGAAUGCAUCGACUCCUUUUGUCUGGUUGGGUCUGCGCUUCAACUGCACUCUUAAUUUCUGGUUCUGGGUCUGUAAGGAGAUGAUCAGCUAUCAGAACUCGACCUCAGCAGGAUGGAUGAACAACUGUAACACGUCUGGAGCCAUGCAGGCUGGAGGAGAACAUAGAUGGUUCCAAAGAAACGACACAGAGGAACUGAACUUCAUUUGCUCUAAGGUUUAAAGCUCUACAUCGUAGCAUUAGGGCCACAGCAGACCAAAGGAACGAUGAGGGCAAAGACGAGAUAAUGUUGAUUAGAUGCAGACUGUCUCUUAAAAAUGUAUCAACAGAAAGUCCUUUAUUAGUUGGUCCAAAACUCCUGGCUGUAACAGAGGAGCUCACGUCUCUCCUGUUGUAUUGUAUUUGCACUGAUUACCUGUUUAUGGUAUAAUUUGACUUUAACUUCACCUCUUAUAAAAAUAAAUAGUUAAAGUUUCUACUCGUAAUCUACUUGUAGUCCCAAGGACUGGGUAUAAAACUCAAGCUUUCUUUGUUUGGACAUUGUCUGAAGAGUCUGGACUCGUUUAAAAUGCUGUGGAGGACAUUCUUGUUCAAAUGUACUUUUCCUUGAGACCCACUGACGUAAUAUUAGUAUUAUAUAUCGAAGUAGUUGUGUCAACGUAGUUUUGCUCUCUGAAGAGGCGAAUCUGAUGUUCAACCUUAUGAGACAACAAAGACAGCGUAAAUUCUAGCAUCCAAGUAGACCGGGGGAAGUUGGAGGUUUGGGGUUGUGGAGGGCAACCAGUGACGACAACAACAUCAUACAAAUGUAAAUUUUAUGGCCCUGGUGUGUGUGUGUGUGUGUGUGUGUGUGCAAAUCAGUUAAGGUGAUGAGUAGGGUAAAACUGGAAAGACACUUAGCCCUCAGGAGUAACACAGGGCAGGCAGCGCUGACCACUGACUUUCGCACGAUAGAGAGGGGUGCCUGAGGCAAAGCACCGCAGGCUCCCCUUCCAAUCCAGACUAAGCCUGGAGUCAGGUCAGCCCGGCGGCUGGGAUCCUGUACAACCACCCUUUCACCAAGUGGAGCUUAUCUACACGCCAGUUCAUGAGUGAUGUCAUGACCAAUGUAUGCAAUCUUGAAUUUUAAUUUGGACAAAAGAGGAUAAAUGAAGUUUAGUAUGAAGUGAUUCACUCAAAUCAACUGUUACAAUUCAAGCAUGUAGCUAACUGUGAAACUAGGAUUGGAAAUGGCUGCACAAAGGUCAUGUCUAAUCCCCCCGAGUGUCACCCGCAAGCCUCAGUUUUACUUUGAUUAAUCUUUUUUGAAAAUAUAGUAAAAUUGUUUCUAGUCGUUAAGAGUAUAACGGAUUUUAUCAAAGUGCGCAAUGUUUUCUCUCUCUCUGUUUUUAGGAACAAACACAUAAAAACUAUGCAAUAUUUAGUUCGAUCACCAACCAGGUUUUUGUUCUAUGUUGAACGCUAAUUUAUUAUUAAACAAACUGAGGUAAUUUAUUUAACUCAGAAAGACAGAUGUUACAGGAAAUAGAAACUUUGCAACUCCGUCUGUAACGUAAAAACCCUUAACCUUAUUUUUUUCCACAUACUGAAUUAAAGCAACAUUUAUUUGUGA